This is a messenger RNA of Dictyostelium purpureum, 540 nucleotides long. RefSeq lists its product as uncharacterized. Bases 1 to 540 code for a protein of 179 amino acids. Lineage: Eukaryota; Evosea; Eumycetozoa; Dictyosteliales; Dictyosteliaceae. Gene Ontology annotation, biological process: protein dephosphorylation. The record is from RefSeq and is a predicted model, not a curated record. The transcript is spliced from 3 exons. Gene Ontology annotation, molecular function: protein tyrosine phosphatase activity.
AUGUCAGCAUCAUCACCUCCAAAAAAGACCAAGGUUUUAUUUGUUUGUUUAGGAAAUAUUUGCAGAAGCCCACUUGGUGAAAUUAUAUUAAGGGCUAUGGCCUUUGAUAGAAAGCAAUUAGAUUUAUUUGAAAUCGAUAGCUGUGGUACAUCAGCAUACCACAUUGGUGAAACACCUGAUCAUAGAAGUGUCGAAGUUUCACAUUUAAAUAUUUCAAAAUCAAUUUCAGAAGAAGCCUAUCAACAUUUCAAAUCUAUUCCUUUACAUAAAGCAAGACAACUUUGCAUUGAAGAUUUUUCAAAAUAUGACUAUAUUUUUGCAAUGGACGAUUCAAAUUUAAAUAAUAUCAAGAGUUUAAAAGGUCAUCGUUCAAGUAAUGCUGUUAUUACAAGAUUAGGUACCUAUCAUACCCAUAAAAAAUUAAAUGUUGAAGAUCCAUACUAUGGCACCCUUAAAGAUUUCCAUAUUUGCUAUAAUCAUAUCCAUGAUUGUUUAACAAAUUUCUUAAAAGACAUUGACCAAAAAGAAACAAAUAAAUAA